Messenger RNA from Mycena indigotica, 1866 nucleotides. Its product is annotated as PUM-HD domain-containing protein. The transcript has 11 exons. The record is from RefSeq and is a predicted model, not a curated record. Gene Ontology annotation, molecular function: mRNA 3'-UTR binding. Gene Ontology annotation, cellular component: cytoplasm. NCBI's taxonomy places the organism in Eukaryota, Fungi, Basidiomycota, Agaricomycetes, Agaricales, Mycenaceae. Gene Ontology annotation, biological process: nuclear-transcribed mRNA catabolic process, deadenylation-dependent decay. Bases 1 to 1866 code for a protein of 621 amino acids.
AUGCUAGCGAGAGCUGGCCAGCCCCCCCGUUCCGCAACUGCCAGUGGCACCUGGGAUGAUAGCGUUCUGAAAUCAAACAUCACGCGUCCCCGUCACGCAGGGAAAUUCUCCGCGCCGAGAAUGGACGACCGUGCAUCCGGUGGUAGACCAACAACUUUUCAGAACAACCAACCCUCGUUCCCGAUGCCCUCGCUGGGAUAUGAGACUGCUGAGAACGAUAUCACACUAGCCAUGCGUGGAAUGACCGUAGAAGACGACUUUUCCGGCCGUCAACCUGUCGUGCCAGUUCCGCCACAAGUCUCCACUUCUCGGACAUCGCCGCUGCCUCAACAACCACGGUAUGGUGGCUACGACUACGGGUAUUACUCUCCUGGACGCGAAGCCUUUCCUGAAUACGCAUACUACGCAAGUCCAGAUCUCAAUGCUUACCGACCGCCGAUGUCUCCGUAUACCGCUGUUGCACCAGCCCCUUCGUCUGACCCAAGGCAACCUGUCUUUUUCGACUACAACUCCCCUCCGCCGUUCUACUAUCCAACCUCUCCCAUGCUUUAUCAGCCCCCGUCACCCAUGCUUCCAUCGCAACUGCCUUCAACGCCGGUUACAAUGACUGAGAAGAAGAUUGAGAUGCAGCACAAUUUGCAACAACAGCUCGCCUCGCGCAAUAUGAUGUUUCCGCCGCUCUCUCCCAUGGGUUAUCCUCCUCAGCUAGAUUAUGGGAACCAAAUGCUCAAUAUGUACGGUGGUGGGCCUGGGUUUGGUAUGAUGGCGCGCGGAAAUCGCCGAUUCGAAACCCAAACACUCUCGUCCAAGAUGUUGGACGAGUUUCGUGCGGCAAAGGGCAAGAAAUGGGAGCUCAAGGACCUCAAAGGUCAUAUCGUCGAAUUCAGCAGCGAUCAACAUGGGUCACGUUUCAUUCAAACCGAGCUCAAUGACGCCACAAGUGAAGAAAUCCAAAGUGUAUUCGAUGAAAUCGUCCCCGACAAUACCUUACACCUAAUUCAAGAUGUUUUCGGUAAUUAUGUAAUACAGAAGCUACUGGAGCAUGGUACCCAGGCCCACAAAGACGCCCUUGUUGGUGCCAUGGAAGGCCAUAUCAUCUAUCUAUCGUCCAAUGUCUAUGGCUGCCGCGUCGUGCAAAAAGCUUUUGAAUGUGUAACUCCAGAGCAGCAAGCCAAGUUUGUCCAAGAACUCGAGCCCCAUAUUCUCAGAUGUGUCAAAGAUUCGAACGGGAACCAUGUCAUUCAGAAGGUCAUCGAACGAGUUUCUCCCGACCGACUUGGUUUCAUUUCAACCUUUAUCGGCCACGCUCAUGAGCUUGCUUCUCAUCCAUUUGGCUGUCGUGUCUUGCAACAAUGUCUCCGUCACCUUCCCGAACCAUACACCCGGCCACUUCUCGAUGAACUGCUUAAAAGUCAUACGGCUAAUCUCAUGCAAGAUCAAUUCGGGAACUAUGUCGUCCAGUUCAUCCUGGAGAACGGAUUGCCCCGCGACCGAGCAUCCAUCAUUACUCAGCUUCGUGGGCGCAUGCUAUCAAUGGCGCGCCAUAAGUUCGCCUCCAAUGUUUGUGAGAAGGCGAUGAUCUUUGGCGACUCAGAUGGUCGUAAGGCGAUGAUCGAGGAACUGAUGGGACCAGCUUUGCGACCCGACGGCCCGACGCCAAUUGGGUUACUCAUGAAGGACCAAUACGGCAACUACGUUCUCCAACGAGCGCUUUCCGUCGCGGAAGGCGAGCAGAAAGAGGCCCUCAUUAAUGCUAUUCGUCCCCAACUGGCUACUAUGCGCAAACAUGCGACUGCUUACAGCAAACAUCUUACCUCUAUCGAACGGGAAUUGCAGAAACACACACCCAAGCCCGAUUGUGCAUAA